Ilex paraguariensis (yerba mate) is the source of this 2112-nucleotide messenger RNA. Lineage: Eukaryota; Viridiplantae; Streptophyta; Magnoliopsida; Aquifoliales; Aquifoliaceae. The record is from the annotation of a GenBank genome assembly.
AUGCAGCCAUUGUUGAUCAAAUACCGAACAUACUGCUCAAGUAUUGCAAUUUCUGCGAAUUGUCAGAUUGCCCGAUACGUGCGAUUGGGCCAAAUUCAGGAUGCUCGAAGAGUUUUCGAUCAAGUGCCCAAUAAGAGCAUUGUUUCAUGGAACUCUAUAAUUGCUGGGUAUUUCCAGAACAACCAACCCAAAGAAGCUCUGCUUCUUUUUGAUAAAAUGCCGGAGAGAAAUAUAGUUUCUUGGAAUGGGUUGAUAUCUGGGUUUGUCAAGAACAGAAUGGUAAAAGAAGCCAGAAAAGUGUUCGAUCAAAUGCCCGAAAGGAAUGUUGUUUCCUGGACCACAAUGGUUAGAGGAUACGUUGAAGAAGGGUUGAUAUUGGAGGCGGAAUCAUUGUUUUGGCAAAUACCGGAGAAGAAUGUUGUGUCGUGGACAGUGAUGUUGGGUGGGCUAAUUCAAGAUGGCAGGGUUGAUGAGGCUCAGAAGCUUUAUGAUAUGAUGCCAGUUAAGGAUGUAGUUGCUAGGACAAAUAUGAUAGCUGGGUAUUGUCAGAAUGGCCGUUUGGCUGAAGCUCGAGAGCUCUUUGAUGAUAUGCCACGACGUAAUGUGAUUUCUUGGACAACGAUGGUAACUGGUUAUGCACAGAACCAAAAGGUAGAUGUCGCUAGGAAACUUUUUGAGGUGAUGCCAGAGAAGAAUGAGGUGUCAUGGACGGCAAUGUUAAUGGGUUACACUCAGUGUGGACGUAUUGAAGAGGCCUCUGAAUUUUUUGAUGUCAUGCCAGAAAAGCCGGUUAUUGCCUGUAAUGCAAUGAUACUUGGAUUUGGGCAGAAUCGAGAGGUUGACAAAGCGAGAAAGAUAUUUGAUUCAAUGAGGGAGAAAGACGAUGGAACAUGGAGUGCAAUGAUGAAGGUUUAUGAACUGAAAGGGUCUGAAUUGGAAACACUUAAUUUGUUUUCUCUGAUGCAAAGACAAGGACUUAGGCCGAAUUUCCAUUCUUUUGUCAGUGUUCUAUCUGUUUGUGCCAGCCUGGCAAAUCUUGAUCAUGGUAGACAGGUUCAUGCCCAGUUAGUGAGAUCCAAGUCUGAUUCCGAUGUAUAUUUAUCCUCAGUUUUGAUCACAAUGUAUAUGAAAUGUGGUGAUCUUGAUAAAGCAAAACGAGUAUUUGAUAGAUUCUCCCAUAAGGAUGUAGUUAUGUGGAAUUCUAUGAUCACGGGUCUUGCUCAACAUGGUUUAGGAGGAGAAGCUUUACAAAUAUUUCAUGAAAUGUGUUCUUUAGGCAUUGCAGCGGAUGAGGUUACUUUUGUUGGAGUGUUAUCAGCUUGCAGCUACACUGGCAAAGUUAAACAAGGUAAAGAAAUCUUUGAGUCCAUGAAUUCCAAGUAUCUCGUGGAGCCAAGAACUGAACACUAUGCUUGCAUGGUUGAUCUGCUGGGCAGAGCAGGCAAGGUAUAUGAGGCAAUGGAUUUGAUAAACAAGAUGCCAUUCGAGGCUGAUGCAAUUAUCUGGGGUUCUUUAAUGGGUGCAUGUAGGACUCACAUGAAUUUAGAUUUGGCUGAACUUGCCGCAAAGAAACUUCUCGAACUUGAGCCCAAAAAUGCUGGGCCUUACAUCUUGCUAUCGAACAUUUAUGCCUCAAAAGGUAGAUGGGCUGAUGUUGCAGAGCUGAGGAAAAAUAUGAUGGCGAGGAAGGUGAGCAAGUCACCUGGUUGUAGCUGGAUUGAUGUGGAGAAGAAGGUGCACAUGUUCACUGGUGGAGAAAGCAUGCCUCACCCUGAGCAUUCAAUGAUCAUGAAAAUGCUGGAGAGAUUAGGUGGGCUGUUAAGGGAAUCUGGAUAUUGUCCUGAUGGUAGUUUUGUGCUCCAUGAUGUAGAUGAAGAAGAGAAGGUCCAAAGUUUGGGGCAUCACAGCGAGAAGCUGGCUGUGGCAUAUGGGCUUUUGAAAGUGCCUGAAGGGAUGCCUAUUCGGGUAAUGAAGAACCUUAGGGUCUGUGGUGAUUGCCAUUCCGCUAUUAAACUGAUAGCGAAGGUCACAGGGCGAGAGAUCAUCUUGAGAGAUGCGAAUAGAUUCCAUCAUUUCAAGGAUGGCUUGUGUUCCUGCAGGGACUACUGGUAA